Mya arenaria is the source of this 2180-nucleotide messenger RNA. RefSeq lists its product as uncharacterized. NCBI's taxonomy places the organism in Eukaryota, Metazoa, Mollusca, Bivalvia, Myida, Myidae. The coding region runs from base 299 to 1036 and encodes 245 amino acids. The transcript is spliced from 2 exons. The record is from RefSeq and is a predicted model, not a curated record.
UAUUUGUCAAAAUAUUGCAAAAUCAUCGAUUUUUGGCGAACAAACAUUGGUUUACGAUCUAGAAAGAGACUUACGUGGUUUAUAUUGCAUAAUAUACUGCCGUGUAGGUGAUUAUUUACAAAUGUGAUUCAUGUUAUAUUUCGGAUAUUACCUGUCUUAAUAUACUUACAAUAACAUGACAGCAGUAGUGUGUUAUAACACAGAAACAUAAAUGUAUCGGAUCAUACAAAACCAGGUACUCAGAUGUACGUACAUACAUCUAUUUGCAUGUAGAUCCUUGGAGAGGUUUUAAAACAAAAUGUCAGGCGAUAUUGAAAAUGACUUUGACAGCUCUGAUCGUCUGCUGUAUGAAAAGGACCUCGAGACGGACGUUCAUGGAGAUGCAGACGACAUCCCUGGCGCUCGUGAAAGACUUUUAGAACAGUCUGAAAAGGAGAAGCGUUCAUCGGGAGAUGAAAUACACGUGGAAUGUUCUGACGAAGAAAGUGUUCAGCAAAUGUUGAGAGCUUUAGUUGACGAUGAAAACCGAAAAGAUUUGAUCAGGAAUAAGGACAUAGGGACGGAUAUUUCUCAGGAGUCACCUAGUGAUACUAUUGAAAAGCAAGGCUUGCGGACAGGAGCGACAGGAAGUGAGACCAAGAAUGUUUCUAGUGCCAGUUUUGCUGAUAUCAAGAAAGUGAAAUUACAUUUAGAAGUAUCAAGCGAUGCGUCGACUUUACAUGUUCCACAGACGACUGCCAAACGUCCAAUGUCGGCAGUUGCGCUGGAGAGGCGCCAACGCGCACAAAAACUCCUCCAGAAGCACAACUCGCAGAAGGGCAAAAUAAUAUGUGGAAUUUAUUGCAUUAUUUUUAUCUUAGCAAUCGGAGUCGGAAUGCUUUUUCUUGCCUACUUGUUAGGAAUGAAUGACCUGUAUAUCGUGGGUGUGGUGUUCAGUGUCGGUGGGGUGGUGUUUGCCCUGGGGUUUGUCUUCGUUCGCUGUUGUAUCAAGUACGACGACGUGGACUAUUCGUCCCUUUAUGUAGACAAAGUGUGAUGACAGAUGCCUUUACUUUUUAAUACAAAUCAACAUGAGUGUGGUUUAUAACAACUUGUUAAGUUGUAUAGAUGUGUUUCCGACUCACAUAGAAACAUAACUGGUGCUGACUGUAACACUUGCUAUUUCGACUUGCCGAUGCUAAAGUGAUCAAUUAAAGCGAGUAUUGAUGCGAGUAUUGAUGACCAACCAUAGAUUGCCAUAACCCGCUGGGCAACUUUCAACCCGAAAUCACAGAAAUGUUUCUUGCUAGAUCCUCUUCUAAAGCGCAACAAGUUAUACUUCCUCAUAGUCCUGACUGGCUAUAAUCCGGCCUACACAGUCAUGGCGUCAAGAGGACUAGGGGCCAGUUUUAGGAAAAAUUAAGACAAGAAAAUAGUAUCCCACUUUUUGUAGUCAAAACAUGUCUAAGUUUGUUAUGCGAAAGUUGUAUAUGUGAAACCAGGCCAGAUCUAAGAUAGUUCAUGUACAUCACUGCCUAUUGGGUUUUUUUUUUAUCUUAUUUCAAACUCUCCCCGAGUCAAUUGCCUACAUCAAUAUACAAUCAGGGUGACCUCACACACUGUUGGCCGAUGUAGGGCCACCAUAGCACGGUGUUUCUACAGUUAGUUGUAAACUGUGUUUGGAACCUGAUCUCAAUUGUGUUUGAACUGUACAGAAUAUGAUCUGAUUUUUAACACAUAUUUCAGCCUCAAAUAACAAUUGUAAUUUAUCAUAACAGGGACAGGAACUCUAUUAGUUUAUUUCUACCGUUCCAAUCCUGAAAUUUGAUUAUGUACUUGUAUUGAAAUGUUGAUUAAUUUUGCUCAAUAAAAUAUGUUUAAACCAAAUGAAUACCCUAUAUACUACAAUUGUCUCUCUAGCUACCUACUGUAACUACAGUUACAUGUACAUUGUAUUUUUAAUCAUGUAUGCCAAAAUGAUUUAUCUGCCAAAAUCAAUGUGAAUUUUUAUUCCAGACUGCAUCUUUGACAUACUAGUACUUAUAUAUGCAUAAUUAGAUUGCAAUUUAAUUCAAAUAUAUCUCAUAAUUAAUAAGAAAUGUAUUUUGCCUUUUAUGGGUGAAUUAGUAAAUAUUUUCAAUUUUCAUGGUAUAGGAUUGUAUUCGUGUAAACAGUAAUGCAAAUAAAGGAAAAUACUCGUU